AAAGUUCUUAUUAAAACGCACAAACAAAAGCCAGGUCCUCGCCGUGCUUGGCAAUGUGUCUGGGGCAGCCGUGGUGAUUUGGACUGGGCCGAGGGCCCAGCUGAGCAGAGUUUGCUCCCAAGCACACGUGAAUGACCUCAGUGACGGACAUCCCCUCCUCGGGAGGAAAGAGCUGGAACCAGCCUCUGACCCGUCCCGGUGCCCUGACUGACUGGCCACAAGCACAGAGAGUGAAUCCUGCCCAGCCCUUGAGGGAUCAGUCUGCUCGGCCAAGGAGCCCCGGGGAGCCGUGGGUGGCACCAGUGUCCAGCCUGCCUCGAGGAGGCCCCGGCCAGACCAUGGCAGGAGCCUGCGACAGAGCCCCUGACUUCCUCUCCCCAUCUGGAAACCAGGUCCUGUGGCCUGCCCUGGGCAGUGUGGUCACUCUGAACUGCACAGCCUCAGUGGUCUCUGGGCCCCACUGCCCCUUGCCCUCAGUCCAGUGGCUGAGAGAUGGGCUGCUGCUGGGCAAUGGAAGCCACUAUGACCUCCAUGAGGACUCCUGGGUCAAGGUCAACUGGUCAGAGGUGCUUGUGUCCAGUGUCCUGGGGAUCAACCUGACCAGCACUGAAGACUUCAGGACCUUCACCUGCUCCGUCCAGAACAUCAGCUCCUCUUCCUUCACUCUUUGGAGAGCUGGCCUGGCUGGACACGUGGCCGCGGUGCUGGCCUCACUUCUGGUCCUGCUGGUCCUGCUGCUGGCAGCGCUGCUAUAUGCGAACUGUCGCCUCAAUGUACUGCUCUGGUACCAAGACACGUAUGGGGAGUUGGAGAUGAACGACGGGAAGCUCUACGACGCCUACGUCUCCUACAGCGACAGCCCCGAGGACCGGAAGUUCGUGAACUUCAUCCUGAAGCCGCAGCUGGAGCGGCGUCGGGGUUACAAGCUCUUUCUGGACGACCGCGACCUCCUGCCACGCGCGGAGCCGUCGGCCGACCUCCUGGUGAACCUGAGCCGCUGCCGGCGCCUCGUCGUGGUGUUGUCCGACGCCUUCCUCGGCCGGGCCUGGUGCAGUCACAGCUUCCGGGAGGGCCUGUGCCGGCUGCUGGAGCUCACGCGCAGACCCAUCUUCAUCACUUUCGAGGGCCAGCGGCGCGACCCCGCACACCCUGCGCUGCGCCUGCUGCGCCAGCAUCGCCACCUGGUGACCCUGCUGCUCUGGAGGCCCGGUUCCGUGACACCUUACUCCGAUUUUUGGAAAGAGCUACAGUUGGCGUUGCCACGGAAGGUGCAGUACAGAGCGAUGGAGGGAGACCCCCAGACCCGGCUGCAGGAUGACAAGGACCCCAUGCUGAUUGUGCGAGGCCGGGUCCCAGAGGGUCGGACCCUGGACCCGGAGCUGGACCCUGACCCUGAGGGGGACUUGGGUGUACGAGGGCCUGUCUUUGGGGAGCCAGCAGCUCCACCGCAUGCAAGUGGGGUCUCGCUUGGAGAGGGCCAAGGCAGUGAAGUGGAUGUGUCGGACCUUGGCUCCCGAAACUACAGUGCCCGCACGGACUUCUACUGCCUGGUGUCGGAGGAUGACGUGUAGCCCCUGCCCCCUGGAGCAGCAGAUUCACCAGGGACAGCUGGGGCAGGGCUGGGGUGGGUUUUUUUCCCACUCAGCAGGACCACGGGCCCUGCCUACCUGCAGCCUUGGGACCUCGGGGAAGGGGAGUGGGCCCAGCGACCCUCCUUGUGCCAGAAAUAAAGUCCUUU
Messenger RNA from Lipotes vexillifer (Yangtze River dolphin), 1738 nucleotides. It is a transcript of the gene SIGIRR, whose product is annotated as single Ig and TIR domain containing. The record is from RefSeq and is a predicted model, not a curated record. The transcript has 10 exons. Gene Ontology annotation, biological process: signal transduction. The coding region runs from base 132 to 1571 and encodes 479 amino acids. Lineage: Eukaryota; Metazoa; Chordata; Mammalia; Artiodactyla; Lipotidae.